AUGCUCAUACAAGGACUAGGUCAGACGCAGUUUGACUCGUGGAAGUCAUUUCAUGCCUACUUUAAUAAGUACAUGGCGCAGACGUACCAGAUAUUUCGCUUCCGUACCAACAACAAGGUCCAGGAGCGCAACCGCAAGAUUAAGAAGCAGAAUGCCACAGCUCCUCUGAUCACAGAGGGGUGGAUCUGGUACAACAAGACCCUUGUAUGCACUCACGCUGGCAAGUGCAAGACGCACGGCAAAGGCAAGCGACCGCGUCAGGAAGUCCGAUCGACUGAGUGUUGUGCACAGGUAUGUAUUCUCUUCGUUUGGGCACAGAUGGGCAAAACAUUGGCGAGUUGGGCUCAGAUGGGGACACCUGAUGCUGGAUGGGCUCGGAUGGGCUUUGUUAAUGGCUCGGAUGAGCUUUGUUAA
This is a messenger RNA of Phytophthora nicotianae INRA-310, 414 nucleotides long. RefSeq lists its product as hypothetical. The transcript has 2 exons. Lineage: Eukaryota; Oomycota; Peronosporomycetes; Peronosporales; Peronosporaceae. The record is from RefSeq and is a predicted model, not a curated record. Bases 1 to 414 code for a protein of 137 amino acids.